AUGCGUGUUGGCGGCAGCGUUCUUGGCUGAAUGGCCAAUCUGUAAAAUGUCCGGGCGGCGGUGGGGUCGUUGGUGUUUAAUGUCGGUAGCCAGUCCGGGAGGUAGCGGAGCGGGGAUCCGGCGCUGUUGCCGGAUGUAUUUUGGUCGUCUGUACAUGUUGGGUGGUGACUGUUUACAGGCUGUGCCAUAGAAACGGGUAGCGGUGACAAGGAAAGGGAGUCUUAGCGGUUCAUGGCAGGUACGGCACCUAGAGUGGGCAGUGAGCCGUAAGGCCCGUGUAUGUCCGUUGCAAGGCCUGGUUCGUUAUUGGUGAACUGCAAUUUGCCGGAAUCGUGUGAAUAACCUGUUGCUUACUUUAAUCCGGACUGCAAGUGUCGACCUUCGUGCAUAAUUUUGAUGUACAAUGCCAUUAAAUUAUACAAGAAUUGAGCGGACUUUCGCUCUGAAUGUAGCUCCGAAUGCCGUGGCCGAAUCUACGUGAAUAGAUGUCACCAGGUAAAGGGAAUACUGGAUUAUGGAAACACUAACAAUGUAAGAAUUGUGCAAAAUCAGGAUGGGUCCAGAUGUUCCACUGCUAAAUGACUACAAACAGGAAUUCUUUUGGAAACGAUUUCCACAGACGAUACUAGGAGGACCACGUUUCAAACUUGGAUACUGUGCUCCACCUUACAUUUAUGUUAACCAAGUCAUUUUGUUCCUGAUUCCGUGGGUUUUUGGUGGUGUAGGAACUGUUCUUUACCAGCUAAAUACUAUAGAUGAUUGUUGGGCAUCAGUCCUUGCUGCAGGAUUGAUGUUGCUAGCAGCCUGCAUUGUUCAAGGGAUGAGCUUAUGGGUCAGACAAAAGAAUGUGACUGUUGAAACAUUUCCAUCUGAAAAUACUUUGGCAGAUGAGGAUGAAUUUGAUUUUUCCAGCUGUGCUGGGCCAGAGACAGUAAAAUUUAUCGUACCUGGAAAAAAGUAUUUAAUCAAUACCGUUUUUCAUUCUGUCCUAGCUGGAGCAUUAUGCGGCCUUGGAACAUUGUAUUUACUACCUAACAGGUUAAUGCUACUAUAUGCCAAUGCAGGGGCAACUUUUGUGCUCUUUGUUUUUGGUUGGGUAACUGUGUGCAUUGGAGAAUAUUCUUUAAUCAUAAAUACUGCUGUGGAGACUGCUACAUUUCAACCACAAGAUACGUAUGAAAUCAAUGCACUCACCAGACCACUUUACAUUUUUGUUUUCAUUGCAGUGGAUCUUGCUUACAGAUUUACAGUCAACCCAAUCCUACUUCAAAUAAAUCAGAUUUUGCACAUUAUUUUUGUAUUUCUGCCUGUCGUCUGGGCAGUUGGUGUUUUGCCUCCUGUGGAUGCACUUUUCUUGUGGGUUCUUGAGCAAGUCUUAGAAUUUGGGCUUGGGGGUUCACCCAUGGCAACCAAUUUAAGGUUGUUAGCGAUGUUUGUUGUGUCUGUUGGAGUGGUGAUUGCAACAUUCUUUAUCCCCAGCACACUUGGUGUUGUGCUGUUCACAACAGGAAUGGGAUUCAUACUGAGCCUUGAUCUCAGCCAAGCUGAUACUUUAUUCAGAUUCUGCUGCAGGACAGCUCAUGCCUCACUGGAAUAUCCCAAAUACUUUGGUAAACGAAUUGGAUGGCAUCUUGGCUGGAAGGAAGCCUUGAUCUAUAUUAGUCUUCUAAUAGUAACACUUGCUGAAGCUGGUUUAUUACAUUUCUUUGCAAAAAGCUCGUCUACAUUUAUAAUAAAUCCACAGACUGUAAUAAGCUAUAUCUUGAUAGUAACUUUGGUAAUAUGGAAAAUUUUCCAAGAAAUUCAAGGUUCAUAUGUCCUCUUUGGAUUCUUUCGAAAUCCUUUAUUCCCUAAAGGUGUAAGAACUGUAAGACUUUUCGAGCAGAAACGAGCAAUAUUGAUGAAGUUUGGCUUUAUUCAAAGGAUUCUUCUCAACCUCAUCUCUCCAUUUGCCAUGGUAGCCUUUCUUUCUGUUGAUACUUCACUGCAGGAUCUCCACACAGUAUCUCUUUGUAUUGGAUUCACACGGGCAUUCCGAAUAGUAUGGCAGAAUACAGAGAAUGCUCUAUUGGAAGUGGUUGUGAUAGCAAUUGUACGACUUGCCACAGUGCAUUCAAGUUUGGUGUGGUGGAACAGUAUAGGUACAGGAAUCCAACUCCUGAUGGUUGGUAUUAUACGAGAUCGUUUCUUUCAAGCAACAUCCAAGCUCAAAUUUGCUUUGACUGUACUUGUCUCCUCCUGGACAGAAAAGAAGCAACGCCGGAAGUCUUCAAGCAUUAUAAUUACAUUAAAUGUUAUUCUGUUCCCUGUUGUCCUGACAAUCAUUGCUCUUGCUUCAGCACUUUCGGCGCCUUUACUUCCACUGUUUACACUUCCAGUGUUUCUCGUGGGAUUUCCAAGACCUAGUAAGACCUGGCCUGGAUCUGUGGGUGCUGCUGCAUGCAUAUGUCCUGAUUCUGUAUAUUACCAGCAUAUGAUGCACAACCUGGCAAAUGCAUUUUCUACAGCAUUUUCUGCUGGCAGUUUGGGGAACCCUUCACCUGGCUCUCAUUUCCUGUGCCGCUUCCAGGAUCGACUAAUGUGGGUCUUGGUUUUGGAGCGCGGUUUUGGCUACUGCUGUAUUAGCAUUAAGGGAUUAGAGCUACAAGAAACAUCGUGCCACACUGCUGAAGCUCGACGGGUUGAUGAGGUGUUUGAGAUGGCCUUUGAACAAGAAGACCAAGCAAAAACUUGCCCUAUAAACCAGCAUCUUGGCAACAUCUUGACUCCGUGUGCAGUACUACCAGUAGAAGUUUACUCUGAUGCACGGAAUAUUUUAACAGGAAUCAUUGACACUCAUGAAAAUUUAAAACAGAUAAAGGAAGAUUUUGCCAAAGUUUUCAUUUGGGUGCUUUUACGUUCGACUAAUAAGUCAAAAUCUUGUCAAAAUAGACAAGACAUCCAGCCAUUACAACAAAAUAGAACCUGGUCAGAUGAGUGUACACUUACUUCAGUACAAACAGAAUCUUCUACAAGUCCCAAAGAUUCCAGCAUAAAUUCAGAAACAUUUAAUGAAUGGUCAGAUGGUGAUAUAUUUGAACUGGAAUCCAUUGGAAGAAAGACUAGAAUAAGUUUAGUUAAAAACAUGAUAGAUAUGCAACAAAGGAGUACAAAACCUAUAGUAACAUGCAUUCCAGGGAGCCUUGAAACACGAAGUUUAUCUCCUGAUAUAAAUGAAGAAUUACCAAAAAACACUCCUACAUAUGGGCUUCCUGCUAUUGACAAAGGCGAAAAGAGACUUAUGGGAAGUGGUAACCGAGAAAUAGCCCCACUGGUUGUUUUCAGUUCUCCUUAUUCAAGUAAGCUUAAAGUGCCAGAAAAUUGGAGAUCAGGACCAUUCCCUUCUCUACAGCUCCAAAAAUUGUUGAAAUCCUUUCCUGAUGAUUGGUAUUCAUUUGUUCUUACUCUUAUGGAUGUUGUCCAAUCUGAUGAAAAAUCUUCUAUUAUCUUUGAAGUGAAAGGAGAUAAGACUUUGAGAGCGAUGUAUGCCCAGGUGGUGAUGUCUUGUUACGGCAUAAUGUUAGGAACAGACUCUACAAUCCCAAGCCCUAAUCAAGUCUUCAAAGUGUAUUCUGGUGAUAUACCUUGGUCCUUGGGCUUAGAUUGGCUGACCCAAAAGCCAGAACUGCUUGCACUUGCACUAAAAGCAUUCAGAUACACCUUCAAAUUGAUGUUUGACAAAGCCAGCCUGGGCCCCGUUGAAGACUUUGUUGAGUUGGUAAAUUAUUUAGAAGAAUAUGAGAGAGACUGGUUCAUUGGUAUGAUGUCAGAGUCUGAGUGGCAACAGGCUGUACUGCAGGAAAAGCCUUACCUCUUCUCUUUGGGAUAUGACCCGAGUUUGAGUACAUAUACUGGACGUGUGCUGUCACUGCAGGAAAUGUUGUUGCAGGUUGGCAGACUGAAUGCAGAAGCAAUAAGAGGCCAGUGGGCCAACCUAUCAUGGGAACUUCUUUAUGCCACAAAUGAUGAUGAGGAGCGAUACAGUAUACAAGCACAUCCUGUAUUACUGAGAAAUUUAACAGUACAGUCAGCAGAUCCUCCCCUUGGCUAUCCAAUUUAUUCAUCUACGCCGAUCCACGUGCCUUUGUUGUAGAGAAUUGCAAGUUCUAAUUAGUGUUCAACACAUAAUGCCAUGGAAGAAAUUAAAGAAAAAUGUUGCCCUUACUUAUAAAUUGAGUUUGGCAUUUUGUACAAAUGCCCAGUUUGGACUGGUAAAAAUCGUUGCUUAGGCAGGGACUGUCAUUAUUCAACUAUGCAAAACUUGAACUUAUUGCCAGGAUUUUAAAAAAAUAUUCCAAAUGACUCUUAAUUAGUGGAAUUUUACAGUUUUUUUUGUAUUCCUGAUACCAAAGUGGGAGGUAUCAGUAAUGAAACAUCAACUAAAAUACUAUGCUGCAAGUCUUGUUGCAAAGUACAUGGUUGCUAGAGGCUGGAAGUGUGAAACCUCCAUGUUUUAAAAGUAAGCCAAAACAUGGAUUAAGACUAUGAAGAUUGUGAGAACUGUGAACCUAUAUCCAAGCAUUUCCCACUAGCUUUGAAGAGGAGAAUGUAUGUUAUAAACUACUUUGUGUCAUAUUCAACAUAUAUUCAGAUGUUGAAUUUGUAAAAGUAUGGCAGCUUAAAGAAAAAUUUAUAACGAGAUAUAUUUAUAAAAUGUCAUUGUAAAGUAUCAUUCAACUAUAUAUGUGUAGUUAUAUGGAGUACAAGAAUUAGCCAUAAAGAUUUUCUAUUCAGAGAAAAAAAAGACCUUUUGCCAUGAGUUACCAGUGAAGUGCUGAAAAUGUUUAUUCAUUUUGAUUAAAGCCAAUUGGGAGGUAUUAAGUUAAUGGUAAUAAGUUAAUGGAGAUAUUUGAUUGAGUUUUCAGAUUCUCAAUGUGGAAACGUCCAAGUAAAAUAAAUUUUGAAGUGAUGUUAAAAUACUGCAUUGCCAUGCUGGAAUUACAUCAACUCACUUUGAAAAUAGUAUAUGUAUGUAUUUUUCAGUUUUUUUUGUAAAAAUAAGGGUUUAUGGUAGUUAAUUUGGGAAAAGUAUUGAAUUUUUUUUGUUCUGUGAAUUAUAAAUUUUAGAAAAUCUAACAUGUUGGUGGGCUGAUAAGCUGACACUGAGGCCCAUAAGGAGAGCAUUUGGAUUGAUUAUGUUCACUGAAAGGGAAGAUCAGACGAGCUGCGUAAGAUCCAUGGUGGCUACUAGCACAAGUCAAUGAGACAUUAGUAGCAACCUGUUAGUAGUCUGACUGACUAAUAGCAAAAAAAAUAAUGUUUUUUUGAAGAAGUACAAAACAUGAAAUCGUAGAACAAGUUGUUCUUUUGCUAAUCAAUUACAUUGUUAAAUGGAUUGUUCGUACAAGAAUAUUGCAGAGUUCCAGAAGUCUGAACUUUUUGAAAUGUGCACACAAACAUUUCUCAAGCAACCAUGCAAGAAAUUGUUAAAAAGCAAGUCGUGUGGAUGCUAGAAAUCUGAAAUAAAGAGUGCUAGAAAAACUGAAGUAAGUUUGGCACCAUCUGUGGAUAGUUAACAUUUUGAGUCAAAUAAGACUCUGUCUGAGUGUCACUUCUUUGAGUUGAUUGUGACUGGUCCAGAGCUAUAAUGUGAAUUCCUGUUUCUCUCUAUACAGAUGUUUCCAGACCUGCUGAGCUUUUCCAAAAUUUUAUUACGCAAAGAUUGUUUUGAACAGGAUUAAACUUCAAUUGUGCCAAUUUUUAAAGUGCUGCGUAAUAUGAACUGGUUAGUGUGCAUAAUCUUCUAUUUCUUUCAAUAUCCCUUGACGCACAUGCAUUUUAAAAAUUUUAAGUCCUGAUUUCCAAAUGAAUAAUACAUUUUUGGGUAUAGUUUAUUGUAUAUUAAAUAAUUCAGUCAUAGGGAAGAUAUGUAGAACUGUAUUUCAUAUUUUAACUGACUUUUCCAGUUAUAGAUUUGUAUAGAGUCCUUUACUGUUAUGUAAACUACUAAA
Stegostoma tigrinum is the source of this 5990-nucleotide messenger RNA. It is a transcript of the gene pcnx4, whose product is annotated as pecanex 4. The transcript has 11 exons. NCBI's taxonomy places the organism in Eukaryota, Metazoa, Chordata, Chondrichthyes, Orectolobiformes, Stegostomatidae. The record is from RefSeq and is a predicted model, not a curated record. The coding region runs from base 554 to 4132 and encodes 1192 amino acids. Gene Ontology annotation, cellular component: membrane.